Molecule: messenger RNA, 1338 nt
Organism: Sitophilus oryzae (rice weevil)
Lineage: Eukaryota; Metazoa; Arthropoda; Insecta; Coleoptera; Curculionidae
Gene: Zfrp8
Product: programmed cell death protein 2
Exons: 2
Coding region: 139-1194 (351 amino acids)
Cellular component (GO): cytoplasm; nucleus
Source: RefSeq, a predicted model, not a curated record
GACAGACUAUAUGUCACUUUUGGACGUUUUUGUCUUAAAUUUUAGGUUACGUUUAAUUGUAUAAAAAAAUUGUAAAAAAUAAUAGAAUAAUUUGAUUUUAUAAACUAAUUUAAGAAGUUAUUUUGUACUUUUUCUACAAUGCCGGCUACUGAGUUAGGUUUUCUACAAGACUGUGAACCGGGGAAGCUACAAAGUCGAAUAUUUCCUAGUAAAGUUGGUGGAAAACCGUCCUGGUUAAGUCUCAACCCCUUGCCCACAUUUGAGGAUCUUAAAUGUAAAACGUGCCAACAAGCCUUAGUGUUUUUAUUACAAAUAUACGCGCCCUAUGAAGACUGUGAAGUGGGUUCGGCCAUUUGGGAGGUGAAUUUUCAUAGAACUGUAUUUGUAUUUAUUUGUCGCAGUCCAGACUGUAACAAACGAAACUUAUGUGAUAAUAUUGUUGUAUUUCGAAGCAGUUUAUCUAGAGAAAAUGAUUUCUAUUCGUUUGUUCCACCGACUAUAGAUUAUGAUCCAGAGUUUGACGCCCUUUAUCGACAACUUUGUUGUCUAUGUGAAGCAUGUGGUAUACCAGCUGAAAAACAAUGCAGUAAGUGUAGAAAAGUGUUGUACUGUUCUAAGGAACAUCAAGUAAUUGAUUGGAAAUCUAGACAUAAGACAAGUUGUUUAAAGGAAGGUCCAGAAAGUGAAAAAGCUGUAUCAAAAAUUUUAUUUCCUGAGUUUGAGUUGAUUACAGCAACAGAAGUUAUAGAGCGUUCAGAUAUUGAUGAACAGAAAGAGUUGGAGAAGUUUGAAGAGCUUAAAGCAAAAGGUGAAACAGGCACUAUGGAAGAUGUUUCAGAAAGUGAAUUAAGUAGCCAUGCUACUAGUGAGAAAGACAAAGCUUUUUUAAAAUUUAAAAAGCAGGUUUCACAUUAUCCAGACCAAGUAAUCAGAUAUUCUAAAGGAGGUCAACCAUUGUUCAUUGCGAAUGGUCCAAUUCCAGCUGCAAUUCCAAACUGUGAACUGUGUGACAAUCCCAGGCAGUUUGAGUUUCAGAUAAUGCCUCAGCUUUUAAGCGAAUUGAAAGAAAACGACCUAGAUUUUGGUGUUUUAUUGGUUUACACAUGUAAAUAUAGUUGUGUUGGCAGUCACAUAAAUAGUUAUAAGAAGGAAUUUGUAUUUAAACAAGACGUUUCAUUAGAAAAUAGUGUCUAGUUAUUUUUUCAUAAAGUAAUAUAUCUAUUAUGUAAUAAUAAAAUUAAUUGUACAGUUUGAGACAUUUUGUACAGUUUGAGAUUAAUUGUACAGUUACAAGACAUUUGUACAGUUAUUAGAUUUACAUUAAAAAAUGUUUUACCA